Molecule: messenger RNA, 2837 nt
Organism: Centropristis striata (black sea bass)
Lineage: Eukaryota; Metazoa; Chordata; Actinopteri; Perciformes; Serranidae
Gene: mlpha
Product: melanophilin a
Exons: 15
Coding region: 94-1647 (517 amino acids)
Biological process (GO): intracellular protein transport
Cellular component (GO): cortical actin cytoskeleton
Molecular function (GO): actin binding; myosin binding; small GTPase binding
Source: RefSeq, a predicted model, not a curated record
CGGCCAACAUGUGAUCAGCUGAUUUUCUCUUUAAACGGAGUCAGAUGUUUCACCAGUUUCAUCAUCAGUCUCUGCAGCCUGAACACACGUGUCAUGGAGCGAAAACUGGAUCUGUCUCGUCUGACGGACGAAGAGGCCAAACACGUCUGGGAGGUGAUUCAGCGAGACUUUAACCUGCGAAAGCAAGAAGAGGAGAGACUCGGUGAGUUGAAGACUAAAAUCGAGAAGGAGGACACGAAGCGAGAGCUGCUGGGUUCUGAGACAUGUCUGUCUGACUCACACUGCAUCCGCUGCCUGCAGCCCUUUAAGUUCCUGGUCAACAGCAAACGUCAAUGUCUGGACUGCCACAUGUACACCUGCAAGUCCUGCAGCCGCUACAACAAGAAGGAGCACGGCUGGGUGUGUGACAACUGCCGCAUGACCAGGGUGGUGAAAAUCGGUACUGCCGGUUGGUACCAUGACAACGUGAGAAAUCGCUUCAAACGCUUCGGAAGCGCGAAGGUGAUGAGGUCACUGUACAAGAGGCUUAAUGGAGACGGUGGUCGUGAUGACGACACUCAGAGUAUGCCGGAUGUCCGUAACGGGUAUAACGGUACCGAGGACGACAACGGAGAGACGGAGGUUCAGCGCUACAAAGUGAUGAGGAAGAACAAACGUCUGCUGUCGGUUCACCCUCUGGACUUUGACCCUGAGGAGUAUUUCCCGUAUACACGACGACCAUCUGUACAGCAGAUGCAGGAGGAACGAGGCUACAGGAACGAUGUGGACUACGACAUGUACAAUCACCGGGUGAACCGCAGGAAGAGUCUGGACCGACACGCCACCAGACAAGAUGACUACGGAGAGAACAGGAUGGUCAGGACUCGCUCUCUGUCUAAGAUCAGCUCCUCGGUGGCUCGGCAGCAGUAUGUCGACACCUCUGACGAGGAAGAGUACCCGAGGUACCCCCCCAUGUACCAACAACCUCCCCACCGACGCAAAAACAGCAGAGCCUCCUCCCAGGAGAACCUGGGACAAGCCCCGCCUAUGAACGAGUUGAACAAACGCAUGUCAGCCAUUGAGAGUCUGCUGAACCGCCUGGAGGAGAAGAUGACUCCUGCUGAUGAAACAUCGACUCCGUCUGGUCCGAACGAGGAGGAGAAGCUGAGGAGAAAGUUGAGCGAGCUGGCGGGAAACCUGAGUGACAAGGCCGUGUCAUCAGACGACGAGGCCGGGAAGAAGUCCUUCUCUGCGGGUAAAAUCGCGGCCGGCGUCAGGGGUGGCCCGGUGGUCACUCUGGACUCCCUGAAGGACAAAGAACUGAGCUCCUCCAGCGACGAGAUGCCCACCGAGGCUCAGAAGGUGUACAUGGCGGCCGGUCAGUCGUACGAGCUGGAGUCGAAGCUGCGGCGACUCGAGCAGAGCGCCAAGACUCGCUAUGGCGGGGCGACGGACUCUGAGCUGUCGGAGCUGGAGGACGUGGUGGCGCUGACGGCCGCCAGAGUCCAGAGCGCCGAGAGCGAGGUGUCAGAUAUCGAGAGUAAGAUCGCUGCUCUGAACGCUGCAGGAUCAAAGAAGAAGAUUUCUGGAUCUCAUCAGAGGAAGAAAGCAUCACAGGACUACUCCAGGACCAGUAACGGUGCUCAGUGGAAAUCAAACAUGUACUAAAGCUGCAAGUUUCAUCGUCUUCUCUUCGUGUGAGAGGGACUAAAUAUUUUUCAGUUCUCUAUAAAGUCAAACUUUAAGUAAACAAUACGUAAGAAAAUAGAAAUAUUUAAAAUUCUGAAAAAAAAAAAAUCAAACAUUUGAAAAUCAAAUCAAACUGAAAUUCAAUCUAAACUAAACAAAGAAUUGGAUAUUAUAUUAAUUAUUUACAUUUUUAAAACAAAUAUUGUUUCAUUCAUGAAAGAGUUACUAAAACUAAAGAUUUAAAAUUUUAUUAAAUUUACUUAAACAUUUUACACUGAAAAGAUAUGAUAGUCAAUGCUAACAGUCUGCUAGUAUUAACAAAGAUGAAGAAAAAUAAACAAAUACAUCAUACAUAAAAAGGAAUAUGUACAAUGCAGAAUUAAAAGCUAAGAUGAAAAAAAUACAAUAUAUAAAAUAAUAAUUUAAAACUAUGAAAAAGAAAUUAAAGAAAUAUAAUUGAACAAAAACCAUUUAGAGGAAAAAAAGAAAAGUUUAAACAUUAAAGUCACCAAUUAAAGCCUUAUUUAAACUAGAAAAAUAAAAAAUACAUUAAAUACUUAAAAAAAUACAAUAUAUUAUUUUAAAUAAACAAAUAACUGAUGUUAACACUGACAGCUGAAAUGGAAACUGAAAUAAAAAUAAUUUAAAUUGCAAAAAAAAAAAAUCACAACUAAUUUAGGAAAUAUUGUAACAUACUUAAUCACCGUUUUAUCAUUUGUCAACUGACAUUUAAUUAAAAUAAAAUAAUAUUUCUGUAAAAUUCACAAACUGAAUUGAAUUUAAAAUAUUGAACUAAAUAAUCAAAGUUUAAUGAAGAUAAAUUAAUUAGGCAAUACAUAACACAUAUUUAACUCUUUUGAUUUAUAAAUAUUAAUUUUGGCAAAUCGAGCUUCCGUGGAUUUAAAUGAUUCGCAGUUUACAAUAAAUUAUGGAUCUGUUUCAUGUUUUCACAUCUGGUAAAAUCCAUAAAUGUCUACAAUUCAAAAGUGUACUCAAGGAUAGAAAUGAGCAUCAUUAUAAAAACACAAUUCUAUGAAUGUAUUGAUUGAUCGACUGCUGAUUGUGAACUGGAUAUUAUUGAUCAUUAUUAGUAAUAUUUGAUGUUUGGAAAUAUUUUGAAAAUAAACAUGUUUAGUUUGAUUUAUUGAGUAUAAAUGAAAAGAAAAAAU